Rattus rattus (black rat) is the source of this 8608-nucleotide messenger RNA. RefSeq names its product Ro60, Y RNA binding protein (gene Ro60). Gene Ontology annotation, cellular component: ribonucleoprotein complex. Lineage: Eukaryota; Metazoa; Chordata; Mammalia; Rodentia; Muridae. Bases 148 to 1764 code for a protein of 538 amino acids. Gene Ontology annotation, molecular function: RNA binding. The transcript has 9 exons. The record is from RefSeq and is a predicted model, not a curated record.
GGCGGGGCGGGGCUCGCUCCGACUCGAACCUGGAGCUGUCCUCUCCCUUUCGGGCCGCCGCCUAUUCCCGGUGCUACGCAGGGUUUCUAGGCGCCGCGGGUCCUGAGCAUCGCCUACCAGGCACAGGUUCCCCAAGAAACAAGGAACAUGGAAGAAUCUGCAAACCAGUUGCAGCCUCUGAGUGACAAUCAGGUAGCCAACUCCGAGGGCGGAUAUGUCUGGCAGGUCACCGACAUGAACCGGCUGCACCGCUUCUUGUGUUUCGGUUCCGAAGGCGGCACCUGCUAUAUCAAAGAACAGAAGCUGGGCCUUGAGAAUGCCGAAGCCUUAAUUAGACUGAUCGAAGAUGGCAGAGGAAGCGAAGUAAUCCAGGAAAUCAAGUCCUUUAGUCAGGAAGGCAGGACUGCCAAACAGGAGCCAUUGCUCUUUGCACUGGCCAUCUGUUCCCAGUGUGCGGACGUCAGCACAAAGCAAGCAGCAUUUAAAGCUGUCCCCGAAGUGUGUCGCAUCCCGACCCACCUCUUCACUUUCAUACAGUUUAAGAAAGACCUGAAGGAGAGCAUGAAGUGUGGAAUGUGGGGUCGAGCUCUCCGGAAGGCCGUGGCAGACUGGUAUAAUGAAAAAGGCGGCAUGGCCGUGGCCUUGGCCGUUACAAAGUAUAAACAGCGAAAUGGCUGGUCUCACAAAGAUCUCCUACGACUGUCCCACCUUAAACCUAACAGUGAAGGACUUGCUAUUGUGACCAAAUAUAUCACAAAGGGCUGGAAAGAAGUUCAUGAACAGUAUAAAGAAAAACCACUUUCUGUGGAGACUGAAAAACUACUAAAGUACCUGGAGGCUGUGGAGAAAGUGAAGCGUACAAAGGACGACCUGGAAGUCAUUCAUCUGAUUGAAGAACACCAGUUAGUCAGGGAGCAGCUGCUGACAAACCACUUGAAGUCUAAAGAGGUAUGGAAGGCUUUAUUACAAGAAAUGCCCCUUACUGCACUCCUAAGGAACCUGGGAAAGAUGACUGCCAAUUCAGUGCUUGAACCAGGAAGUUCUGAAGUUUCUUUAGUAUGUGAAAAACUGAGCAAUGAAAAACUGCUUAAGAAGGCUCGUAUACAUCCAUUUCACGUUUUAACUGCAUUAGAGACCUACAGAACAGGCCAUGGGCUCCGAGGAAAGUUGAAGUGGAUUCCAGAUAAAGAAAUCUUGCAAGCAUUGGAUGAUGCUUUUUAUAAAACAUUUAAGACAGUUGAGCCAACUGGGAAGCGCUUCUUGCUGGCUGUUGAUGUCAGUGGUUCUAUGGACCAGAGAGUCUUGGGUAGUGUACUCAAUGCUAGUACUGUUGCCGCGGCAAUGUGCAUGGUGGUUACACGGACAGAGAAAGAGUCUUCAGUAGUUGCUUUUGCGUGUGAUAUGGUACCAUUUCCAGUGACGACAGACAUGACAUUACAGCAGGUUUUAACGGCUAUGAACAAAGUUCCAGCGGGCACCACGGAUUGCUCUCUUCCAAUGAUCUGGGCCCAGAAAACAGGCACAGCUGCAGACGUCUUCAUUGUGUUCACUGAUAAUGAGACCUUUGCUGGGCAGGUGCACCCGGCUAUUGCCCUGCGGGAGUACCGAAAGAAAAUGGCUAUUCCUGCUAAAUUGCUUGUUUGUGGGAUGACAUCAAACGGCUUUACGAUCGCAGACCCAGACGAUAGAGGCAUGUUGGAUAUGUGUGGCUUUGAUACUGCGGCUCUGGAUGUAAUUCGGAAUUUCACGUUGGAUGUCAUUUAACCCUAAGUACCUGAAUGAUCUGAGAGGUGCACUGCUUCCCAGCUAGACGCAGUUGUGAGAAAUGUCAUCAGUAUGUGCAUGUUAGAAAUGUACAUUGGCAGAACAGGAAGAGGGAAGGAAGGAAACACGUUGAGCAUGUACUCAGCUAGCUCUUGCGAAGUCUUCAGGAUACUGUAGCUUUCUCUAUAGAGAACUUCUUUUUAAUAGACACUAUAAAAUAGUCAUGUUUUUCGUCACUGAAUCACACCUUUGUACUGAAAGUGAGAUACAAAGUCUAAGUAGCCUCACAUCAUGUCACUUGUUUGAGAAGUGCUUGUUUUCUUAAAUGUCUUCAUUGGAAAAGGACAGUUUUGAUAAUGUCCAAAAACUCUGAGGUGCACUAGACCAUGUGACUGUGAUGGAAAUGAACCUCACCAGGUAAAUUUUUAUACCAAGGAGUUUAAAAAAAAGACAUUUGGUUAAACUAAAUUAUGAAUGAAUUUUACAAAUUCAGAGUUUUCUAAGAUCAUAUGAACAACAGCUUUCUUAUUCAAUGCAAAAGAUGUUUUCUUUCAGGUGUUUAAUUUGUACUUGUUAGGAUUUGAUACCAUUUGGCCAAAACAUGGUGGAAAUGUUGAGUUGUAAGGGACUCGUUGAAUGGAUAUAGCCUGAGGGAUUCGCUUUGUAGCCUUAUGUUAACUGAGCAACAACAGUGUCUCACACACUCACGCAUUCCUAGUGUUUCGUCCCCCAUCUGUAAUCCUGACAGUAUAAUAACUAAAACUCUACUGUAAAGACAUAGCUUUCUGUACCCCUAAAUAUCUUUAGUUCAUUUUCAUAUUUUUCUAAUAUUAAGUUUGUCUGAAGUCUUUUAUAUUUUUGCCCACUAUUCAUCUUGUGUCUAAUUUCCUUUUUAUAGAGUAUAGAAAUAAUAACAAGCUAGAUCCUUCCAGUUCAAACAAUUUUAGAGUAGCCAUAUCAACCAAUCAGUUUAUGUAGGAAAUUUAAAAACUUGCUUUGUACAAAUUAAACGUCUUUUUCACAUACUAAAAUACAUUCUUUUCUUGAGCAAGUACAUGUUUUCACCAGGGAAGCUUAGCAUGAGAAUGGCCUAUUGAGCACCAGUAGUUCUUCUCUUGAUUCAGUAAUGGUAUCUACAGUAGUUUAUACUAAAACUCUAAUUUUUAUGUAUUACUCUUUAAAUAUUAAAGAUUUACUGUGGGCUUAUAAAGCCCUUCCAAAGCUAGUAUGUGUAGGUUACAUAACCUUACAAGUGUUUAGGGGUGAAGUUCUUUUAUUUGGGAAAGAAAGUGCUAGUGUAAGGAUUUGUGUACAUAUUUUCUUUUUUUUUCUAAGAAAUUUAGUCUCAGAGAAUAAGAAAAUAUUCCCUUCAGAUGACUUGACAUUAAUUAAGUUUCAUAUGUAGCCAUUCCUCCAAGACAGUAACAAAUUUUCAAUAUUAUUAGCAAAGAUAGUAUCAUCUGCAGUUCUAAACACCAUUGCUUCUAAUGCUGUUUUGGCUUGACCACUGUCACAUGGGAAAUUUCACAUUUUAACUAAUUAUGAUAUACUAAAGUCUCAUAUUCAAACUGAAUUUAAGGUUAAAAACACUAGUAAUUACAUGAGAGCUAUUGAAUUCCUUAAACCCAGGAUCUAAGUUUUAACUUAUUAUGAAAUUUACAUGGAAUAUUAUAUAAAAGCUUAUUUCUUUUUUUUUCUAUGCUACUUAGAUUGUGCUUUUAGGCAAGCAGAGUAUAUCUAGGAGCUACCCAUCAGGGAAAUAAGGGUCUACCUAAAUACUGUAGAAGGGUACAGUAUUUAGGUAGACCUAACUAAAUAGAUUAAGAUUGAAGACAGAAGCCGAGUGUGAUGAUGCAUGCCUUUACUCCUGGGGAAACAGAGGCAGGUAGAUCUCUUAAGUUAGAAGCCAGCCUGCUCUACAUAGUAGAUUUCAGACCAAUCAGGCCUACGUAGUGAGACUCUGUCUCCAAAAAGGAAAAAGGUUUAAGGGGGAAAAAGUCCCCACAGAAAGAAGUCUUAUCUUCAAAUCACAAAACUUCGGAGUAGAAAAAAAAAACUUAGAACUGUUUUUUUGUUUGGUUGGUUGGUUGUUUGUUUGGGGUUUUUUUUGUUUUUUUUUUUUUAAUUUGGAUAAUAAUUAGAAAGCAGUCUGGAUCUUCUGGAUGUUUGUGUGUUCAUUGUUGUUUGUGACAGGGUCUCCCUACAUAGACAUAGUCACGGCUAUUCUGGAGCUCACGGUGUAUAGAGCAGUCUGGCCUUGAACAGAGAUCCUCCUGCCUCUGCCUCCCGAGUGCUGAGGUUAAAGGUGUGUGCCACUAUGCCCAGCGUAAGGCUGGAUGGUUUUGGAGAGAGGUCUGCCUCUCCACUCAGCUUUCUGGCUUUCACUUUCUCAUCCACAGAGCACAUUGAUUUAGUAAGAGAUACAGUAGAAUUAUGCAAGUGUUUUACCUAAUUUAGAUGUUAGGAAUUGAUGAUAUGCAUGAUUACUUUAGGGACUUGUGAACACAUAUGAUUUUUUUUCAUCUGGAGUAAUUCUCAAAUACAAUUAUGUCUCUGCAGCCUAUGUUGCUAUGGAAUCCAGCCACAUGGAAAGGCAGUAUUACCUCAUUAAGCAUAGAUACCCUCAAGUGGUGAAUAAGUUUUAUUUUUCAAAUUACCACUAGGGAUACUCUUAAGUAAAUAGUAUGGAAAAAUACUGCUUUAAAAAGCAAUCUUAAAUGUUAUUUCCUAGAUACUAUGUAAAUAUUUCCAGGACUUAGUUGUUAUUAAUAACCAGAAACACUAAUCUUUUCAUCUCACUGUUUUUUGAUUAGUGGAUAGUCCACUUAUUAAAACUGUUACUUAGUAACUGUUUUCAGGGUGUAUUAGGAAGGGGUAUGCUAGUAAGUAGAAAGUACUUCAUCCUUUGGAGCUUCUUGUUCUUUUUCAUGUGCUGUGUCAUUACUGACAACCAGUUCUACAUAUGUGGUAAAAUUCUGCUCUCCUACAAAUUAAUGUAUCUUAUUCACAGAUCAUAGGACAAGCAGUUUAAUACUUACCUGACAUUGAAACUGGAAAGGAGGCCUUUCAUUACAAGUUCAAACUUCGUUUUUGAUUAUAAACAAUAGGAUGUCAUUAUUCCCUGAAAAAGAAGAAUAAGAAAUAUAUCCCCCCAAAAUAAAAUGAAAGCAAAGCUCAUAGUCAAAAUAGCACCAUGCUGACCAAGCACUUGCUUAUGUUAAUUUAUUUGAAUAACAAUGUCUGAAGCUGACAAAAUAGCAGGUUGUUUCUCACUUUUCUAGACUUUAAAAAAAAUACCAAUAUAAAUUUAAGACUAUAAUGAUCUUUAGAAGCACAGUAAGAGUACAUCUAAGCAGGAAAUGAGAGCUAAAUCAUUAUAAAUUAUUGGAGUUAUUUUCCUGUGACCUAAAAACUUGGUUCCAGGGUGAGCAAGAUGUCAUAAUGGGUGAAGACACUCACCACCAAGCCUGAUGAAUUGUUCUCAGUCCCUGGACCCCACUUGGUAGAAGAAAACAAAGGAUUUGAAGACAGGUCCAGUCCUCUGAUCUCCGCAUGCAUGCCAUGGCACAUGUGCAUGCAUGCGUGCAUGUGUGCGUGCCUGCAUAAAAGUGGAAAAAAGAUACUGCAUAGAUUUGGUGGUUGUGUGGUGUGCUUGUGCUAAAAGUAACUCAAGAUGCAAAAAUCUAGUCUCAGAUUACAUUGGUUUUGUUAGGGUACAAAUUGUCCUCUUAGAGAAAUGUCACACAGCCAGAAGGAAGGAUCACAAAAGAUGAUGGGUUCUUUGUACAAGCUGGUGUUAACUCAGCAGUUACUUUGUUCUCUUGAUACUUGCUCCAUUAUCUGUUAUUCCAUGGGAGAUUACUUCUUGCUCAUUUUUCUCUUUUGCAAAGAUUUCUCCCAUUUUUGUCAUCUUACAUAAAUUUAAGAGUAUAUUUUCCAUGGUUGGAGAGAUCACUGGUUAAAAGCACUGGCUACUAUUCCAGAGGACCCAGGUUCAAUUCCCAGUACCCACAUGGCAGCUCACAACUCUGUAACUCCAGUUCUGGGGAUCCUACACCAUCACACAGAUGUCCAUACAGGCAAAACACCAAUACACAUUUAAAAAAAUAAUUUAUUUUUUUAAAAACCUUUUUUUCCAAAUUACUGAGUACCUGGAUUGAUAAAGUCUCUCCCCAAAUCAAGUCAUAUUGUAGAUAUUCCAGAAAUGUUGUGGCCAUUCAGUAAGAUCAGUUAUUCAGAAUCUGUGUGUAAUUAUUGAUAAACACUAAAAAGGGAAGUGUUAUACUAUAUCUAUAUAAGCAGUCUAAUAAUUGACAGCAAAGUGACACACACAUCCUCAGUUCCAUAAUUAUACUCCUAGUUUACAAAGUCAAGUGAGUGUCCAUGCACACAUACAUGUACACUGAACUUACAAAGCCUUAUAAUGACUUAUGUUGACAUUCAGUAUCUUAUUGAUAACUAUUUACAUUGUUGAAAAAAAUCACUAUAAACUUCAAAGUUGAUUCUAAAAUAUUUUUCAUAUAGAAAAUUAAUAUAGCUAAGUGUGCUAUUUGAGUACAAUUAUAAGAAAUGGCAUGGUUUUCCUAAACCCUAAAAGUAACAAGAUAUAUUAGAGAAGAUGGAAAGGAAGAUCAAUAAUACUCUAUCCCUGGAAUCGUGAUGAUUUCCAGUCAGCAUUUGUAAAUAUAAUGAAGAGAUACAAAAGGCGUUUCUGAUCCUUCAGAGAUGUUCGCCUUCCGACCUUCUUUAUCCCUGCCUUUAUCGUCUUUAGGAAUACAAAUGAACUUUAAUUUUAAAAUGUUUGAACUUCUGUACCUUGUAUAAGUUAUCAGACUCUGGAUUUGAAAAAAAAAAGAAACUAAAUUAUUUUUAUUUCUGCUGGUUUCACUUUACUGUAUAUUUAUAUUAUUAAACGUAUUAAAAAAGGAAUAGGUUAACAUUGUUAACUAUGUGUAAUUACUAAAUUAUAUCAGUGAAACCAUUACAUUGAGACUUGUGUCUAAAUGAUUUCUUAGGCUUUGUUUGACGUGUAAACUCAAACCCCAUUAUGACCAAAUUAGAUUUAAAGAAAGUGAAUGAAUCCUAAUGAAGAAAACUGUUCUUGUUGCACUGUUCUAAAUACAGAAGGUAUAUUUGGUAUGGUUGGUGAAAUAGCUUUUGUUAUUAUUUAAGUUACAAUUUCUUACUACAAAUUUAAUAAUGAAUUCUCCAAAGGAAUGGGAUAUAGUGAGUUAUAUUUGAAAGGAUUGGAAGAAAAGUGUUACAAUCUGCUUCUAAGGUAUAUAUUUGUUUUAUUACAAUUAUAUUUACUUCCAUAAUUGGCCAAUUGAUGGAUCUUUCAGGUAUCCAGAAUUAUGUCUGCAUAGAAUAAAUUAUAGUUAUAUUAAGAGCCUUAAAGUGGAAAAAGGACUCUUUUGACUGCCUUAACAUAUAACAUAUGACAUAUGACAUAUGUCCUUUCCAGACAUACUGAUUUCUUUAGGGUCUGUUAAAUAAGUAAUGCCUUAAUAGUCUGCUAAUGUUUCUGAAGAGUAGAGCUUACAGGGUCUUCUAGAGCUUUUAAUUUUAUGUAAUGAAUGGAAAUUUAACUUAGGUAUUAAACCUGAUUGCACAUUAAUAAUCUAAAACAAGAAAAGAAUAAUCUGGCUAUGCUGAUGUGUUAUAAAUAAACGACUGUAACAUCAGUAUAUUUUAUGGUUGCUUAAGAUUUUUUAUUGUUUUGUAUAACCAGUUAUCCAGAAGCUGGACUUCCUGGCUAUAAUAUGACCUCCAAGGACCGUGUUGCAUAUUUAACACUGGAUGAAAAGUACAGUUGUAUAGUUUCAAAAAGAACUGCUUUUUAAGGGGAAAUUUUAAGGCAAAAAGCAAAUGUUUUGGCUCAAGCCUAUGACCAAAGUCAUUUAGAGAAUUGAAGAUAGUAUUAAAACCUUGAGACUCUUGCAAUAAAAAUAUCAGGCCAGUGACUUGAUUCAUUGCAUUCACAUUUUGCAUUUGUUUUGCCUGCCAAAGCAGAAAAAUCUUGCAAAACUGAAAGAAUGCUUUAAAUUGUCACGCUGGUGCUUAAAGACCUAUUAUUACACUUGCUGUGUAACUAGCUUAUUUCCAGGACAGGAGCCCGGGGAGGGCACACAGGCCUUUCCUAGGACUUAUGACUUACUGAUACUGUCAAGUCUUCCCAGUUUGCAGUGUACAUAACAUGUGACAAUGUGACAUUGAUAUUUUCCACUGAGGCAUGGGUGAAUGCUUCAAUUAUUCUACUUCAUGGUAAAAGUUUUCACUAAUACCGAGAAAUCUUGAUUUUUGUAACCUUGCAAAAUAACCUAUUACAUCCAAGUUGAUUAUCUCUUACCUGAAAUGCGUGGGGCCACGAGUAUUUUAAGAUUCUUUUUUCCCAUUUUGGAACCUUUUUCAGAUGUAUAAUGGAACACCUGGGAUUUGCUGUAUGAGCCUCAUGUGUGUCAUGUGAAAGAAAAACAUUGUUUUUUAAUGGACUUGCUUUUGACUGUGACUUGGCAAUUGGUCUACUGUGGAACUUUCCACGUGCAUUAUUAUGUUAACAUUCUGAUAUUUCCAAUUCUGGAGCUUUCUAAAACUUUGCAUUUUCAAAGUAGGGAUGCUUAACCUGUAAGUCAUUACAGAUGUGGAGCGGGCACUACACGAACUGUUUGUCACCAGUUUAUUGUAGAAAUUGAUAGGUGUACCAAAUAAAUUAUAUGGAUAUCAAGUAACUGUCUUUUAAUCUUUUUUAAAAACACAUGAAUUUUAAGGUUGUAAUAUGCCUUAUAUGUAAAACCCUGAAGCAUCUGUUACAAUUCAAAAGAUAAAAAAAAUUAACUUUCUGUAA